This is a messenger RNA of Antechinus flavipes (yellow-footed antechinus), 3107 nucleotides long. It is a transcript of the gene FAM81B, whose product is annotated as family with sequence similarity 81 member B. The record is from RefSeq and is a predicted model, not a curated record. The coding region runs from base 273 to 1382 and encodes 369 amino acids. NCBI's taxonomy places the organism in Eukaryota, Metazoa, Chordata, Mammalia, Dasyuromorphia, Dasyuridae. The transcript has 10 exons.
AGUGUUUCAUUUGGACACUCAGAUAUUUGAAGUGUGGUUAAGAUGCAAUGUCCACUGAAAGUCCAGUUUUAAAAGAACCUCUCUCUACACCAUCUGUUUGCUUUAACACAAUUACGAAUCUAAGCAUCAUGAGUUCAGCAUUCUGGUAACCUAGAGACUGAAGUAAACAAAAGUACCUCUGAGACAGCCAACUAAGAGACCUGUAAAAUUGAUGGCUCCCUAUCCGAUGCUGCCGGUGACACACAAAAAAAGUAAGAUUUCCUCCAGCCAGAAUGUCAACUGAGAAUUCCACAGAUAUAGUUCAGUAUGCUCCCAAGGAUCAGCCUUUUCUUCCUGCUCUUCCAGGGAAUCUGAGGUAUCCUGUAGAAGAACAACUCUCUAGCCAGGAGAGAACUAUAGCUGUUCUUCUUGAACAGGCCUUUCGCAUCAAGGAGGAGAUUUCAUCUUGUCUUCAAGGGAGCCAUGGAUUCCAGAGGGAGGAGUCAAUGGCCCGGCAGCUACUGGAAAACCACAUCCAGACUAUCACCAGCAUUGUCAAAAAGCUCAACCAAAACAUCCAGGUUCUGGAAGAACAAAUAAGGGUUCGGGACAAUGCAAUCACUGAAAGUCAUUUUGCUUCCCAGACUUUUACCCAGACUCAACUCCAUGGAAUGGGAGAUCUCCGUGGAAGAGUAGCAAGAUGUGAUGCAAGUCUUGCAAAGCUCUCGGGAGACAUUAAUGUCAUCAGGCAUGAGUACCAGAAAGUUGAAAAAGACAUUCAAGCACUUAGGUCUAUUCUGGAAGCUUUUUCUAGGACUGUGGAUGUGAAGGUAAUGCAGCUAUUAGGAAGGAUAGACUCUUACGGCAUGGAGCAAACCUCAAAUUUAAAGGCAGUCCAGGGGGAUAAUAACCAUGAAUUGAGUCUUCUGAAUUUCAAAUUUGAUGCACUUAAAAAUGAGCUCCGUGAACAAGUUCAGAACCAACAGAAGUGGACAGAAAAUCAGCUUAUGAAAGCUGAAAAAGAACAGCUUUUGCAUAUUAACCAAUUUCUCAGCACCAUCAAGGAGAAAAUGGAAGAAACAAAAACCAAAUUGGAAAGAAAAGUGCAGGAAUUAAUAAUGAAAUCAGAAGAGCUACUAAACCCAAAGAGAUUUGAAAUAGAAUUGAACAAAGUAAAGUUUGCAGAAAACAAGUUGUACAAAAGGAUGAAUCGAAUGGAAAAGCAGAUAUGGGAAGAGCUAAACAAAAUCCAAAAUGAGUACCAAUCAGGAUUUCAGUCGAUUCGUGAAUCUCUUGAAUCCCUCCAACAAAUACAGACGACAAAGAUCCAGUUAGAGAAAUAUAAAUUCCGGAAAGACAUAAACAAGUUGCAUCGCAAGAUAGUGGAACUUCAAGAAAUAUAAAUCCUGUCUCUGUCAUCUUCUUUGUUUUCUCCUAUGCAUGGAGUUUACUGGUUUGCUGAAGAGCAGUAGCCAGGAGCACAAUAUCUGAAUCCUGCUACUAACAUUCUAUUUCAAUCUACACUUUUAAAAAGCUAUAAAAGCCAAUAAAGCAAGGCAGAAAGAAGUAAAUGUUUUUAUUCAUUUAUUAUUUUUUUAAAUCCAUAUACUCACAGAUUUUAGAACUGGAAGGAGACCUAGAGGUCAUCUAAUCCAGUCUACUUAUUCUACAGAUGAAAAAACUGAGGGCCCAAGAGGGUAAGGGAUUUGCUAAAGGUCACAUCUGUAGAACGUCAGCUGGUUCAGGUUCAAAUCCAGUUCCCCCACUUUUAAAUCUAACACUCUUUCCACUGUAUCAUAUUGCCUCCAGUCAUUAAAGGUUGGCAUUUUACUUUUUUUUUUUUAGCCCAGGUUUUAUUUUUCCAGGAUUAAGAUUUUUUUUUUGCCAUGAAACCUCAAUUUUCCUGUUUCCAAUAGGAAUCAGUGCUCCCAUAUGCCUGUGCAAGUGAGAAUUUACCCAGGAAUAAUGGAUGAUUUUUUGUUUAUGUUCUUCUCUGACCCUAAAAUGUAUACUCUUUCCUCCCAACUCUGCCUUUCAAAGACACCUCUGUGUCUUUCAAAGACCAUCUCAGUUAUCACCUCCUUCAUGCUUCUCUUUACUAGAAAGUGUCUCCACUAUCACCUCUGAAAACCUUGUACAUCUUUUCAUGCACUUUUAUAUUACACUCUAUAGUAUAGUUAUUCAUGUCCAUGCCUCAACAUAAAUGGUGCAGUGGAUAGAGAACUGGAAUUAGGAAGACCUUAAGUUCAAGUCUGAUUUCAAAUACUGAUUGUAUGACUUAAGCAAGUCACUUAACCAUUGUUUGCCUCAGUUUACUCAACUGUAAAAUGGGGAUAAUGAUAGCUCUUACCUCAUAGGAUUAUUGUGAGAAUCAAAUAAAUUUGUAUUUGUAAAGUGCUUAGCACAGUGCCUGGAAAAUAGUAGGCACUAAAUAAAUGCUUGUUUCCUUCUUUCCUACCUUUACAAGAUUUGUAAGCUCCAUGAGAGCAACAACUAUGCCUUUUUAUUUUUUGUAUUCUUGACAGUUCCUAACACAGUAUAUUGUAUAUAGAAUGUUAUAUAGAGUGUUCAAUAAAUGUCCACUGGAUGAAUGUAACUUUUUUAUUAAAUAGUUUAAUGUAUAGUUCUCUUAUUGGAGAAAGAGUAAUUAAUUCCCCUAAAUCUCCUUAUAUCUUCCAUCUCAUAAAAAAAAAAUUGUUAAUGUAUGAUAUAAAAUGUUUAGAAACAUAAUUUUAUUUAGAAAUAAAAAUUCAGGAGUCUUCUUUAGAGUAAAUAUGUGUUCUCCACAAGCAUUGAAAUUAAUUGGAAAGUAAAAUUGUUUACCUGGAAGGAAACAAGGCAAGUAAUGAAAUAUUCCGAAUUUCCUAAUGAUUGAACUCAUUAAGCAGGUUGCUAGGGCCCUCUUCAGGCUUGAUUAGGAUGCCUUUCUUAAUGAGUCCUAAACACCAAGAAAGAAAAUAUCUCUGAUGUCUUCUCCCUUGACAGAGAAUAACAUUAGAUUGAGUUUUAUGUUUCUUAUAAAAAUAAAUUUCUGAGACUAUUCCCAUUUAUGCAUUUUUCAGUAGUCACUUUUUUAUUAAUUUAAUUUCUGUGUGCCAUUAAAUUAAAUCUGUUAUCUGUAUGAAGAA